This is a messenger RNA of Geodia barretti, 633 nucleotides long. NCBI's taxonomy places the organism in Eukaryota, Metazoa, Porifera, Demospongiae, Tetractinellida, Geodiidae. The record is from the annotation of a GenBank genome assembly.
UUGAUUGCAGCAGGACGGAAGCCAAACAUCGAAGGGUUGGGACUUGAGAAGAUCGGCGUCAAGGUCGGAAAAAGUGGGAUUGAGGUCAACAAUAAGUUGCAAACCACCGUCAAAAAUAUUUACGCUGCCGGCGAUGUCGUCGGACAUUACCUCUUCACACACGUUGCAGCGUUUCAAGCGAUGCAGAUUGUUCGGAACAUCUUUUUCCCCGGUUCUGGUGCGAUAAAUUAUUCCGUCGUCCCUUGGACAACCUUCUGCGAUCCAGAGGUCGCUCGGUGCGGCUUGACCGAAGCAGAGGCUCGUGAAAAACACGGAGAUGUCGAUGUUUUCAGGGUGGAUUUACACGACGUCGAUCGGGCUGUCGCCGAGGGAGAGACAAAAGGGUUUAUCAAAGUCGUUGCGACUCGCUGGAAGGGAAAAAUCUUAGGCGUCCACCUAGUGGGACCAAAUGCGGGAGAGGUUAUCCACGAGUUUGUUUUGGCGAUGAGUGCGGGCAUCCCCUUACGGAAGUUGGCAGGAAUCAUCCACGUUUAUCCGACGUUUUCGAGCAUCGUUUGGCGCGUUGCCGGAAAGUGGCUUGCCGAAGGCACCCUGAUCCAAACGCUACGCGGUAUAUUCAGGAAAGGGAAUUAA